AUGGCACAGGUGCUAGGACAGGUUGGUCCUUACAAUGAAGGGGAGGAGGACUGGGCUUGUUAUAUGGAAAGGCUGGAACAGUUUUUCAUCGCAAAUGAUAUUACUGAAGCAUCCAAGAAAAGGGCUGUGCUUUUGAGUGGAAUUGGACCUUCAACAUAUUCGGUGUUGAGAAAUUUGAUGACCUCAAAUAUACCUUCAACUUUGUUAGGAAGAAACUGGUUGACGGAAAUUAAGCUUGAUUGGAAUCAGCUGUUUGUGGUAAAUUACGGUUUGGGUGAGGAAUUGGUUAAAAAGUACAAGAAUGUUUUUGAUGCUCAGCAUGGUGUUAUAAAAGGAUAUAAAGCAGACUUACUUCUUAAGAAAGAUGCUAAGCCUGUUUUUAAGAAGGCCCGUCCUGUUCCUUUUUCGUUAAAGGAAAUUGUGGAGAAGGAACUUAAUCGUUUGACCAAAGAUGGUAUUAUGGCACCAGUGAUGCAUAGUGAUUGGGCUUCUCCAAUUGUGGUAGUUCAAAAAAUUGAUGGUAGAGUCAGAAUUUGUGGGGAUUAUAAAGUUUCAGUGAAUCCAGUGUUAGAUGUUGAUCAAUACCCAUUGCCAAACAUUGAGGAUAUAUUUGCAACACUUUCAGGAGGAGUUUAUUUCAGCAAAUUGGAUUUGUCCAAUGCAUAUCAACAGUUAGAGCUUGAAGAGGAUGCUAAAGAUGUGUUAACCAUCAAUACUCACAAGGGGCUGUUCAGGAUAGAAAGGUAA
Messenger RNA from Rhopilema esculentum, 747 nucleotides. The record is from RefSeq and is a predicted model, not a curated record. Lineage: Eukaryota; Metazoa; Cnidaria; Scyphozoa; Rhizostomeae; Rhizostomatidae.